Messenger RNA from Globicephala melas (long-finned pilot whale), 4070 nucleotides. Its product is annotated as zinc finger protein 140. Gene Ontology annotation, cellular component: nucleus. Gene Ontology annotation, molecular function: RNA polymerase II cis-regulatory region sequence-specific DNA binding; DNA-binding transcription factor activity, RNA polymerase II-specific. Lineage: Eukaryota; Metazoa; Chordata; Mammalia; Artiodactyla; Delphinidae. Gene Ontology annotation, biological process: regulation of transcription by RNA polymerase II. The record is from RefSeq and is a predicted model, not a curated record.
CCGAGCGUGGACGGCUAGGCCUCAGUUUGAGGCCGCAGUGGACCCUGGGAAGUGUAGUUGUCUGAGACCCCCGUUCUCCCUGUUACGGGCGCGGGGUGUCCUGGGAGUUGUAGGGAGUGGGGCGGGCACUCUGCCCGCGACGCGCCGAGGCCGCGGUGGGUCCUGGGAAGGAGAGCUGUCUGAGGCCCGCGGCCUGGUCGCGGUCGGUCUCUGAGGCUCCGGAAGGCGCAGUUUGCGGGACGCUGGUUCGGGGUCCCCGUCGCAGAGCCGAGAGCCUUGCUUGCGCGGGCCGAGCUCCGCCUUCCACGCUCGGUUCUCCGCGGGCCCUGCCGUGAGCCAUGUCUCAGGUGAGCUGGUGUUUCCUUUCUUCCUCAGCGCGACUGUGUUUUCCGGACAGGGAACACAGGCUUUCCUCCCCCUGCCGCCCUUCUGGCGCCUAAGAGGACGUGGGAGGGCAGGCGGGGCCGGUCGCGGGGCGGGCGCUGACCGGGCGGCCGGGUCUUAGAGCGGGCUGUCCUGCGCCUCCUUUCCCCGGAAUUGGAACGUGGAGGGCUUCACUCUCUGCCCUCGCCCCCGCUGCCGUUCAUUCGCUGACUCCUGCUUCCGUUGGGCGUCUCCUUUCACGCCUGCAUCAGCGGUCUCAGUGCGUGAUCCUGGAUCAGCUCUGUCGGCAUCACCUGGUAACUUGCUGGACUUGGGUAUUCUCGAGCCUCACCCCAGCCUUGUGAACCCGAACCUGUGCGUGUGCGGGUUGGCAGUCUGCACGUUAACAGUCCUUCCACGUGAUUCUCCUGCACGGCGCUUCCUAGGUCCUGGGGAUCAGCGGGGAGCAAAACAAAAUCUCCGAACUCACCGAGCUCAUUUUUUAGGCAAGACGUGAAGUUUCUCUAGCAAGGAACCCUGAUUAUUGUUGUUUUGGUGGAGGCUAAAUGCGUGGCUGGCAAUUGUGCUUCACAGAGGUCGGGGAUAAGAAGACCAGCCCUUCCAAAUUAGUCCAUCUGGUUUUAGUGUCACUUCUCUGUCCUACUUUCUGUCAUACUUGUCUCCAAAGCCAGAGGCACUUCAACUUUUGCUGGAAGUCCAGUUUCCUUCCGUUCUGGAGAGCCUACUGUUUACAUUAGGAAACAGCUUCUUUUAUUAGUCAGUAAUCUAUAACAGAUUAUAGGCACUUAAAAUUUUUUUUAAACUGUAAAAUAUAACUCUGUCAUACCUCUGGGGCUGUUACUAGUUUGGGACUUUUAAAAAUCCCUGUUCAUGCCUAACAGCUAUGUGGGUCACUCAGGUGCUGCAAAACCAGGCUGCAAACAGGGGCUUAUUACUCAUCCUGAACCCAAGGGAAGAAGCUGCAGGUUCCACCCUGGGAGGCCCUUGUACUGUAGCCUUCAGCGUCUUGUUCGGCGACAUUGCUAAGUAUCACAGCUAUUUCUUCAGAAACGGGGUUAGCUGUGGUAAACUUGAAUGUGUACCCCUUAAUCAGGAGCUGCUGCUGUCUGCUACAGCCAGUUGUGCCUACGAAGAAAUUCUUGCCAGAUCAUAUUAAAAUAGGCUGGUAUUAAGGAAAAUAUACUCUCCCUAUUACACGUAAAGGGAUUGUCUUCAUUAUUCAUAAAGCGUGGUGAGAUCUUAAGAAUUUUUGCAACCAAAGCCAGAAAUUCAUGUUGUUCACAUGUAUAGUCCUUUAUCUUCCACAAAAUUGUAAAUUAUCUCAGGACAAAGCAUGUAUAUUUUUUCGUCUUUUCUCCAAUUAUACAGGAAAACAAAACAACUAGUCUCUUCCUUAUACUCUUAAUAAUUACUCAGAAUCUUGAAAACUGUCAUUGCGCUACUUGUAUACACUGUCCACCAUACACAGUGGGACUCAUUUCACUCCUUGAUCAGAGCCUUUGGGAGCAUGGGUGCUGGUUGUGCAGAUGUCUGUGUGUCAUUUCAGGGGUCAGUGACAUUCAGAGAUGUGGCCGUAGACUUCUCCCGGGAGGAGUGGGAAUGGCUCCAGCCUGCUCAAAGAGAUUUGUACAGACAUGUAAUGUUGGAGAACUAUGGCCACCUGGUCUCACUGGGUCUUAACAUUUCUAAGCCACAUGUGGUUUCCUUACUGGAGCAAGGGAAAGAGCCGUGGCUGCGGAAAGAUGCGAGCAGAGGUCUGUUUUCAGCUUCAGAGUCAAAUGGUGAGAUCAAAGAGUUUUCUCCAAAAAAUGUCAUAUACGAAGAUGAUUCAUCCCAGUAUUUGAUAAGAUCUUCAAAUCUUUCAUUUGAAAGAUUUCUAAGCCAAGGCCUUGAGUAUUCCAAUUUUAAAGAAGGCUGGAAAUGUGAGGGUGAUACUGAGAUGCUGCAGGGAAAUCAGGGAUAUAUCAGGCAAGUGACAGUUUCCCAUCAAGAAGCCCUGUCUCAACAUAUGAAUGUUAGUACUGUGGAGAGACCCUAUGGAUGCCAUGAAUGUGGAAAAACUUUCAGUCGGCGCUUUUCCCUUGUGUUACAUCAGAGAACUCAUACUGGAGAGAAACCAUAUGUGUGUAAGGAAUGUGGGAAAACCUUUAGCCAGAUCUCAAACCUCGUAAAACAUCAGAUGAUACAUACGGGAAAGAAACCCCAUGAGUGUAAAGACUGUAAUAAAACAUUCAGUUACCUAUCAUUCCUCAUUGAACAUCAGAGAACACAUACUGGGGAGAAACCCUAUGAAUGUACCGAAUGUGGAAAGGCCUUUAGCCGUGCCUCAAACCUCACUCGACAUCAGAGAAUUCACAUAGGAAAGAAACAGUAUGUAUGUAGGAGAUGUGGGAAGGCCUUUAGCAGUGGCUCUGAACUCAUUCGCCAUCAGAUUACACACACUGGAGAGAAACCUUAUGAAUGCAUUGAGUGUGGGAAGGCAUUUCGCCGUUCUUCACACCUUUCCCGGCAUCAGAGUGUCCAUACCUCCAAAACCCCCUAUGAAUGUAAUGAAUGCAGUAAAGCCUUCCGUUGCCACUCAUUCCUUAUUAAACAUCAGAGAAUUCAUGCUGGAGAAAAGCUCUAUGAAUGUGAUGAAUGUGGUAAGGUUUUCACGUGGCAUGCAUCCCUUGUACAACAUAUGAGAAUUCAUACUGGAGAAAAGCCCUAUGCAUGUACUGAAUGUGACAAAACCUUUAGUCGGAGCUUUUCCCUCAUUCUACAUCAGAUAACUCAUACUGGGGAGAAGCCCUAUGUAUGUAAGGUAUGCAAUAAAUCCUUCAGCUGGAGCUCAAACCUUACUAAACAUCAGAGAACACACACACUAGAGAACCCCUAUGAAUAUGAAAAUUCAUUUAACUACCACUCAUUCCUUGCUGAACACCAGGGAAUUCACACUGUAGAGAAAACCUAAGAAUGUAUGGAUUAAAAAAAAAAAAGCAGCUAAUGCCUUACUUUGACUUCAGAGAACUCUUGGAAAGAAGCCUUAUGUGAAUGUGCUUAUUGUGAUGAAAUGUGGUCUCUGCUUUAUUCAGUAUUCUAGAGAAAAACCCAAGGAAUGUAUGGGAAAGCCAUUAAUAGCUGCUCAUUCUUUUUGUAAUACCAGAAGAUGGAAUCAAACAAUACUAAGAAGACUCUUCAUCUGGUAGGAUUCCCUUAAUCUACAUUUGUAAAUUCCUAUCAGGAAAGGAUACAUGUCCAAUAAAUGUGAGAAAACUUUUAGAGAUUAGGUCUCAUUCUGCAUCUGUCAGCUCAGGACAGGACAGAACACAUGGGUAAGGGUGUACUUUUUCCUGGACAUCAGAAAAUUCAUAAUGAAGGAAAGUCAUACAAACAAUGAUUUGGGAAUGCCUUCAUGUACCAUGCAAUAUUUAUUAAAUUCUUAAAUACUCUUCUAAGGAGAAAAAGCAACCCUAUAAAUGAACUUAACAUAGAGUGACUUUCUGCAGUAUUUCAAACCUACAGAAUUAUCCUGGGGAAAAACUACCAUUGUAAUGAGCGUGGCAAAGUCAUAAGAGUUCUGAGAAGUUAUACUGGAGAGAAUCGGUGUGGGAGGAUUUUUUACAGGGGGAUGUUUGUUUGGGUUUUGUUUUUUUGUUUCAAAGCAAAUUCAGAAAAGCUACGAAUAAAUCUUGAUUCAUGGUAAA